Vitis riparia (riverbank grape) is the source of this 551-nucleotide messenger RNA. RefSeq lists its product as uncharacterized. Bases 75 to 224 code for a protein of 49 amino acids. The transcript has a single exon. NCBI's taxonomy places the organism in Eukaryota, Viridiplantae, Streptophyta, Magnoliopsida, Vitales, Vitaceae. Gene Ontology annotation, biological process: negative regulation of cell population proliferation. The record is from RefSeq and is a predicted model, not a curated record.
GUGAAACUCACUAACUCACUCACUGAUCUCUCACUCUCUUCCUCAAUUUAUUCUAAAAAGCUAGCCAGGUGAAGAUGGGAAUGAAGAUGAUGAGCAGUACUACUAGUGAUGGGUCCAAGAGAAGGUUGUCAUCCGGAAAGCUUGGAGGGUUUCUCAGAGAACAGAAAGGAAGGCUCUACAUAAUCAGCAGGUGUGUGGUCAUGCUCCUUUGCUGGCAUGACUAAGAAAGACCCAACUACAAUAUUUUCCUCCAUCGCUUCUACUCACUCACCCCCUCAAAUUCCAUCCAUUGCUGAUUUUUGCAGAACUCUCCCCCUCUUUCUCCCUCCCCUAAAUGUAAAUAGCAAAGCAAAUUUACUAGGCAUUCUAUAUUCGUCAGUCAUGACUAUGCAACUUGAUGAGCCUGUUUUUACACUGCAGAAGCUUCAUAUUAAUUCAAUGUCCAAUUUCUAGUCAGUGCUAGAGCAAUUAAUACAUAUUAUUUUUUCUCCUUUUGUAUUUUACUUCUUGGAUGGCCUCAAACAUUGCCAUAUACAUUGGCAUUCAUCUCA